Molecule: messenger RNA, 300 nt
Organism: Cooperia oncophora
Lineage: Eukaryota; Metazoa; Nematoda; Chromadorea; Rhabditida; Trichostrongylidae
Source: the annotation of a GenBank genome assembly
AUGAAGCAACAGCGCGAUAAUAUCGAUUGGCACAAGGUCCGUGAAGAGGAACGUCGAUUGAAGCACGACGUUAUGGCUCACAAUCAUGCUUAUGGAGCUGUGUGCCCAAAAGCAGCUGGAAUAAUCCAUCUCGGAGCAACGUCAUGCUAUGUUCAAGACAACGCUGAUCUUAUUGUUAUUCGUGAAUCUGUCGCAUACCUCUGCUUGACGAGUGGGGUGAUAUCGGUGUAUUUUUAUUUUUAUACAAAGCACACGCGCCAAUGCUUGUGGGUCACUCUCGCCUCUAAACUGGCGCCAUAG